AUGCAAAUCCUUAUGACACCAUCCACUAAAUUAGGAUGGUCAUCAUCAUCAUCAUCAUCAUCAUCAUCAUCAUCAUCAUCAUCGUCAUCAUCAUCAUCAUCAUCAUCAUCAUCAUCAUCGUCAUCAUCAUCAUCAUCAUCAUCAUCAUCAUCAUCAUCAUCAUCAUCAUCAUCAUCAUCAUCAUCAUCAUCAUCAUCAUCAUCAUCAUCAUCAUCAUCAUCAUCAUCAUCAUCAUCAUCAUCAUCAUCAUCAUCAUCAUCAUCAUAUUUUUCUAACGCCUGA
Molecule: messenger RNA, 282 nt
Organism: Heterobilharzia americana
Lineage: Eukaryota; Metazoa; Platyhelminthes; Trematoda; Strigeidida; Schistosomatidae
Source: the annotation of a GenBank genome assembly